Molecule: messenger RNA, 465 nt
Organism: Pyrus x bretschneideri (Chinese white pear)
Lineage: Eukaryota; Viridiplantae; Streptophyta; Magnoliopsida; Rosales; Rosaceae
Exons: 4
Coding region: 1-465 (154 amino acids)
Molecular function (GO): RNA-DNA hybrid ribonuclease activity; nucleic acid binding
Source: RefSeq, a predicted model, not a curated record
AUGCAGGGUUCCUGUAUUCUUCAUUUUGAUGGUACAUUAAACGGAAACCCUGGAAUAGCUGGUGCUGGAGCUGUGUUGCGAGCAGACGAUGGACGCUUGAUCGGUGAAAUACAUGAAGGUAUGGGUGUUGUAACCAACAAUGUUGCUGAGUACCGAGCUGUUCAGGGUUUAUGGAAGGUGAAAAACCAGAACAUGUCGGAUUUGUACGAAGAGGUGAAGAAACUGAAGGAUAAAUUGCUCUCCUUCAAGAUCAGCCAUGCCCUGAGGGUGAGCAAAGUUGAGUCUAUUUAUCUUUUGUGCUGUAUUGCUUUCUGUGGGUUUGUAUUAUACCGCCUCACAAAGGCUGCUUAUAAUAUUCUGACAUGUUCGUGUGUACCUUCAAGGGAACGAAACUCCAAGGCAGAUGCUCAAGCAAACUUGGAAAUCACUCUUGCUGAUGGUCAUGUCCAGGAGUCCGCGAAGUAG